Molecule: messenger RNA, 2533 nt
Organism: Arabidopsis arenosa
Lineage: Eukaryota; Viridiplantae; Streptophyta; Magnoliopsida; Brassicales; Brassicaceae
Source: the annotation of a GenBank genome assembly
CCGGCCCAUAUAUUCGGAUCUUCCAGGAGUUAGUGAAGCCAUAGUUUUUGACGAAAUACACUUUUUGUCUUUUGUUGCUGUGCAACGUCAUAGAUCUAACUCCGGAAGAAGAAGAUGAGUGACGAAACGGCGUCGUCUUUGUCUCCGGCGAAGAAGAAGCAGAAUCUGGGAUGGAUGGAGUGGAUGAGAGGCUGGAGCAGUGUUUUCGGGGAGAUUCUCUUCCAGAGGAUCACAGCUUCUCAUUUGGAGAACCCUCUUCCUCUUCCUCCCGUCAACGACCUCACUUGCGUUGUCACUGGUUCCACCAGCGGCAUUGGCCGCGAGACCGCUAGGCAGCUUGCAGAAGCUGGUGCUCAUGUUGUGAUGGCCGUAAGGAACACAAAGGCGGCUCAGGAGCUGAUACUGCAAUGGCAGAACGAAUGGUCUGGUAAAGGUCUCCCACUCAAUAUUGAGGCAAUGGAGAUUGAUCUUCUCUCACUGGAUUCUGUAGCAAGAUUUGCCGAGGCUUUGAACGCUCGGUUAGGACCUUUGCAUGUUCUGAUUAACAAUGCUGGGAUGUUUGCUAUGGGAGAGGCGCAAAAAUUCUCAGAAGAAGGAUAUGAGCAGCACAUGCAAGUGAAUCAUUUAGCUCCAGCGCUGCUUUCUGUACUUCUUUUGCCGUCUCUGAUCCGAGGCUCUCCUAGCCGAAUCAUUAAUGUGAAUUCCGUUAUGCAUAGUGUCGGUUUUGUUGACCCGGAUGACAUGAAUGUUGUUUCUGGUAGACGUAAGUACUCAAGCCUUAUAGGAUACUCAAGCAGCAAGCUUGCCCAGAUUAUGUUUAGUAGCAUUCUUUUCAAAAAGCUGCCUCUGGAAACAGGAGUUAGCGUCGUAUGUCUAUCCCCUGGUGUUGUCCUAACAAAUGUUGCCAGGGAUCUAUCCAGGUUUCUUCAAGCUCUGUACGCUGUGAUACCAUAUUUCAUAUUUUCACCCCAAGAAGGUUGUAGAAGUUCUCUAUUCUCGGCCACAGACCCUCAGAUUCCAGAGUAUUGGGAAACACUAAAAAACGACGAUUGGCCUGUUUGCCCAUUUAUUUCUCAAGAUUGCCGCCCUGCAAAUCCUUCCGAAGAAGCACACAACACAGAAACUGCACAGAGAGUGUGGGAAAAGACGUUAGAGCUGGUGGGUCUUCCUCUCGAUGCAGUUGAAAAGCUCAUAGAAGGGGAAAAUAUCCAAUGCCGGUUGAGCUACCAUUCCAUGGCUUUACUUACAAGUCUUGUUCAAGUGUUUGGAAGAAUGGGUGAUUGGGCUCAACUUGCUCAGUCUGUGAUCCUGGGUUUGAUUUUCUCUUACCUUCUCGCUAAGCUGAUCUCGAUCGUCGUCACGUUUAAAGAAGACAAUCUCUCUCUUACUCGUCACACCGAGGACUCUCAAUUCGAGGUAAAACCAGAAGGGGUUGACUCGCGACGUCUCGAUUCUUCUAGCGGCGGCGGUGGUGGUGAGGCGGAUUCGCUUGUGGCGGAGCAGGGUAGCUCCAGAAGUGAUAGCGUCGUCGGUGACGACAGCGAGGAGGACGAUGAUUGGGAAGGCGUCGAGAGCACGGAACUCGAUGAGGCUUUUAGCGCCGCCACUCUUUUCGUAACUACCGCCGCCGCAGAUCGGCUUUCGCAGAAGGUACCUAGCGAUGUCCACCAGCAGCUUUACGGAUUGUAUAAGAUUGCUACGGAAGGACCGUGUACUGCUCCUCAGCCAUCAGCUCUCAAAAUGACUGCUCGUGCCAAGUGGCAAGCAUGGCAGAAACUGGGAGCUAUGCCCCCUGAAGAGGCGAUGGAGAAGUAUAUUGAGAUUGUCACUCAGCUAUACCCAACUUGGUUAGACGGUGGCGUGAAAGCCGGAAGUCGGGGUAGGGAUGAUGCAGCCUCCAACUCAAGAGGAACCAUGGGACCAGUUUUUAGCUCGUUGGUUUAUGAUGAGGAAUCCGAAAAUGAGUUGAAGAUUGAUGCCAUACACGGAUUUGCUAGAGAAGGAGAAGUCGACAAUUUGCUGAAAAGCAUUGAAAGCGGCAUUCCUGUAAAUGCAAGGGACAGUGAAGGUCGCACACCGUUGCACUGGGCUAUUGACCGUGGCCACCUCAACAUCGCCAAAGUUCUGGUCGAUAAGAACGCUGAUGUGAAUGCUAAGGACAACGAAGGCCAAACCCCUUUGCAUUACGCUGUUGUAUGCGACAGAGAAGCCAUCGCCGAGUUUCUGGUGAAACAGAAAGCAAACACAGCCGCUAAAGAUGAGGAUGGAAACUCCCCCCUCGAUCUCUGUGAAUCAGACUGGCCCUGGCUCCGAGAUUCUGCAAAGCAGACAGACUAAACAAAUACUAACCACGUCUUCUCUAAUCCCGCAAUGUAUAUGAUCAAAUGACUUAGUAAGAAGCUUUUCUUUACUUUAAACUUUCCAUAUCGUUCCAACACUAUAUCACUUGGAUGUUUCCAAGUCUUGUUCUUUAAUUUCUUUCUUCUUACAUUGCAACAAUCUUUUGUUCCUUCAGGCUUUAUGACAUAUAUCG